CGUGGCAGUCAUUAUACACAAACAUGGCGGCCAGAUAAGAAUGUAAAGUUCAUUUUCGCGUGUGUAUGUUGAAAAAACAAAACAAAUUUAACCCACAUAUAUUUGUCUUUCAUAAAAAGUGAUUUGCAAUUUAGUUGCAAGUAACUUUAAAGGGAACUGAGAAUGGCUGCGUGGGCUGGAUUUUCAGAGGAAGAACUGCAAAGAUGGAAACACAACGGCGACCUCAUAAACCAGGCUGUGUCUGUCACAUUGGGUCGUGGCCGGAGAGCCGCUCCGACUAACCUGAGCAGACAGCAGCUGCAGCGGGAAAGGGCACUGCAGCUGGCAGCCAAACAGAAAGAGGGCAGCCACUCUCUUCCACCCGACCAACAGCUUACCAAGCCCCCAGACCCACCUGCUAUCACUCCUCCUGCUCCUGUCAAAUCACAGGACGAGUCCAACCCGUUGGAGACGCAACUGGUUAAACAUGAAGCAGAGCCUGUUAAGCAUGACCCAGAAUCACCUGCAGAGUCUGCACCACCAGCAGUCAUCAAAGAGCUGGGCAAAGAGGAAGUGGAAUUGCGAGAGAAGAACCAUCUGCAGCAGUUGCAGUGGGAGCAACGGAUAAUGGAAGAGAAGAAUAAAAAAAGAAAAGCUCUCCUUACAAAAACCAUUGCUGAAAAGUCCAAACAGACACAGGCUGAAGCUGUGAAACUGAAGAAGAUCCAGAGAGAACUUCAGUUACUGGAUGAUUCUGUGUCCAGUGACAUUGGGAUUCUCAGAAAACUGAUAGAGCAAUCCAGCAUGGAUUAUUCCCAGGCAUGGUAA
Molecule: messenger RNA, 807 nt
Organism: Sinocyclocheilus grahami
Lineage: Eukaryota; Metazoa; Chordata; Actinopteri; Cypriniformes; Cyprinidae
Product: RAB6-interacting golgin-like
Exons: 4
Coding region: 163-807 (214 amino acids)
Biological process (GO): non-motile cilium assembly
Source: RefSeq, a predicted model, not a curated record